AUGGAGACCAUCAAGACCACUCUCGCCGAGAACUUCGGCGGCAUUGCCCAGCAGGCUGUAGGCGAGGAACACCAGUGGUCCCUGGAGCAAUGCCCCGAUCUGUCCGGCAAAGUCGCUGUCGUGACAGGAGGCAGCGAAGGCAUUGGCUACGGCUGCACGCACACCCUCCUCUCGCACAACAUCGCCAAGCUGUACAUCCUGUCGAUGUCCAAAGACAUCGUAGACCAGGCCCUCGAUGCCAUCAAGGAGGAGAUGGGCGCCGAGGCCGCAGGCAAGGUCAAAUGGCUUCAGUGCGACCUCUCCGACUGGUCCAAGACUGGCGAGCUUGCAUUCGAGAUCGCGAAAGAGAACGACAGACUCGACAUCCUGAUCAACAAUGCGGGCCGCGGCAUCAUGACACGACAACUCGCCGCCAACGGCAUAGACCUCCACAUGGCCAUCAAUCACAUGGGCCACGUCGUGCUGACCUCGCAUCUGCUGCCGCUGAUGAAGAAGACCGCGGAGGCGGGCAAUACAGUCCGAAUCGUCAACCUGGGCUCAAACGCGCACCAAGGCGCGCCGAGCGACGUCAAGUUCGAAAGCGUCGAGGAGCUGAACAAGGACUACGGCCCCAACGCCCAAUACGGCCGCACAAAGCUGGCGGUCAUGCUUCACGCGCGGUACCUCGCCGACCACCUCUCGAGCAAGUACCCCAAGAUCCUCGCCAACGCCACACAUCCCGGUUUUGUCGAGACGCGGCAGUCAAGCGAGCACAUUCUCGAGGCGUUCCCGCUGGGCGGGUAUGCCAUGAAGUACGGCAUGGCUCCAUUCAAGAAGUCUCAAUUUGAGGGCGCCAUCAGCACAAUGUACGCCGCGACUACGACGGAGAAGACGGGACAGUACAUCUGCCCGCCUGCGAUACCGGAGCCGGGCAGUGAGAUGAGCCAGGAUAAGGAGCUGGGCGAGCGGUUGAUGAAGUUGACGAGGGAGGUGGUCAUGGAGAAGACGAGGGCGGAUAGCAAGGAGAAGGGGUGUCCGUUCCAGGAUUAUUAG
This is a messenger RNA of Coniosporium apollinis CBS 100218, 1032 nucleotides long. RefSeq lists its product as uncharacterized. The record is from RefSeq and is a predicted model, not a curated record. Lineage: Eukaryota; Fungi; Ascomycota; Dothideomycetes. The coding region runs from base 1 to 1032 and encodes 343 amino acids. The transcript has a single exon.